Sycon ciliatum is the source of this 2401-nucleotide messenger RNA. RefSeq names its product protein Wnt-7a-like. Gene Ontology annotation, molecular function: cytokine activity; frizzled binding. The transcript is spliced from 4 exons. Bases 218 to 1654 code for a protein of 478 amino acids. Gene Ontology annotation, biological process: multicellular organism development; neuron differentiation; cell fate commitment. Gene Ontology annotation, cellular component: extracellular region. The record is from RefSeq and is a predicted model, not a curated record. Lineage: Eukaryota; Metazoa; Porifera; Calcarea; Leucosolenida; Sycettidae.
ACGCGCAAGUCAGCAUGAUCCGAUCGUCGGGCGCAGACAAUAAAACCUUGCUGGCAGACCAGAACACAAUUACUUCCUAGCUUGGUUGUUUGCAAUCGGUCACGACUUACUCGUCGUCGUCAACUCUAGUCUCUAGUCCGAGGUCAUUCUUACCAGCUCACGCCAACUGUUUCCAAUCGGUAUCAGUUUAAAACACGUCGUGUUGCUGAAGAUUGCAAUGGGACCGUCCCGAUCUUGCAUGGCGAUGACGUCUAUGCAUCUUCCCCUGCCCCUCCUGGCAACAUUCGCGAUAAUAAUUCUAGCAGUAAGCACUGUCAUAGGCGGCCAAGCACUGUUGGACUCGAACUCUGACGAUCGGGCUCUAUCUACCAGCCAACCCCCUCCGGCACUUCCUGGGAUAGCCGCUUAUCGCGGCAAGCUACAGUGGUGGUCUCUGUCAAGACUGAUCAACGACAGGACGGGUAGGCUGAAGAGCGCUUCUAGCGUCCGGGCAUGCCAGCGUCUGCCUCUCAGCAAAAGGCAAAAACAUCUCUGCACGUCUCGUCGAAGCGGAUAUGGUCCAGCCUUGGUUACUAUCGCAGCGAGGGCUAGCCUAGCGGCCGUACGAGAAUGCCAGCGACAAUUCCAGGACCGGCUAUGGACUUGCGAGCAUUUCGAGCAGGGACCGCUCUUCGGAAGAGCAAUAAAACAGAAAGGGUCAAGAGAAGCGGCAUUUGUUCAUGCUCUGAUGGCGGCCAGCUUGGCCCAUGAAGCGGUUGUUGCUUGCAGCAGAGGAAAUCUGGAGGACUGCGGGUGCGUGCGCCCACAGCUACCCGCGCCAACACAGAAGGACAUUGAACAGUAUGAGCUCACUCAAUUCGGCCAGUCGGGGGCGCCGGUUGCGCCACGUGCAGGGGAAACUCAUCUCGAUGACAAGAAACUGAACAUUAGCUAUGUGUGGUCUGCAAAGUGCUUUGACAAUAUCCUCUACGGUAUGAGUAAAGCUGAUGAGUUUGUCCAGAAGAGCUCACGUUAUGUGAAGCGCCGAGCCCGUCAACUGAUGAACUUGCACAACCAUCAAGCUGGAAUUCUGACACUAAAAGAGACGAAGAUGAAAUGUCAGUGCCUUGGUGUGACAUCAUCCUGCUCCUUCAGGGUCUGCUGGAAUGAAGUGGAGCAUUUCACAAAGAUCAGUAAACAACUAUUGCAGAUGUAUGAGCGAGCAAUACCCAUGAAGCUGGUGGCCAUUGUCGAUCCAGAAAAGCUGCCACCGAAUGUGACCGGCAUCCCAGAGAACAGCACAGAGGCUCAGCUUGCACCAGCUGUACUCGUAAAGAAGUUGAAAGUCUCACAGAAAGACAUAAGGUGGGAGCUGCGGCCAGCGCAAGCAGGCGCUGCAUACCCAUCGGCCCAUGAACUUGUCUACAUUGACCAGUCGCCGGACUACUGUAAGCGGAAUGAUUUCCUCGGAGUGCAAGGUACCGGUGGACGCCAGUGUCACCGUGACGACGACUUCAGCCCGGGUAGCUGCUCGCUGCUGUGCUGCAAUCGGCGAGUGCGCACGGUAACGCGCGUCAUUCGCCAGUCGUGCCACUGCAAGUUUGUCUACUGCUGCCGCGUGGAGUGUCAAACAUGCACGCGCCAAAUCACGGAACACUUUUGUGCCGACGUAUGAACUCAGUCCCACAUCCCAGAAUUUAACUGCAAGCGCAUGUUGUCACCCUCCAGCACUAUGACUUAUAAACAGACUAUACAUGUAUAACCUUAUUCUAUUGCCUCAAGAUAUGCGACUAUACCGUGAUGUACAUGCACAUGCAGCUACAGCAUUCAGCUUCAGUAUUCUAUGUUCAAUUCCACCAAGGAUCGAAGACCAGGCAGGGCAGUGCAGAUCAUGUACUAUGCAAUGACUACUGAAUUAUAUCCGUCUGCCCGAAUAACUCUGCUUCCGUGCAUGAAUGAUGGAGAGAACCUCUGUUCACGAACAUGUACAAAUUCUGCAUGUAAAAUAGUGUCCUGACUGUGAUGUACAAGUACUUGAUAUUCCUGUUGGCUCACUCUGCGGCUUCUGUUGUCUUAGCUCCUUUUUCUCACUCGUGCCGCCUUCUGCCCUUUUCAAGUUCUGAAAGCCCUGGGUGCUAGCACCCUCUGACAACUUCCGAACUCCGAGUCACCAACUAGUAGUCUACAUUGUCUGAUUUUCAAUUUGUCUCAGGCUUACACUGAUGAUUUCUUCCAGUUCAAAAUUGCAGUUGUAUUCUCUCUGCAAUCUACAUGUACCGUUCGGCAUUGCGCUGGCCACCAUCCAUGUUGAGAUACGCCUUGUGUGUCACAUUGCAUACUGAUGAUCACCUGACCCGGACGGUGCUGGUGCUCAACAAAACAAAACAAAAAAAAGAAAAAAAGUUUUGAUCAUGCUGUUGAA